Molecule: messenger RNA, 420 nt
Organism: Ophidiomyces ophidiicola
Lineage: Eukaryota; Fungi; Ascomycota; Eurotiomycetes; Onygenales; Onygenaceae
Gene: HTB1
Product: histone H2B
Exons: 4
Coding region: 1-420 (139 amino acids)
Biological process (GO): nucleosome assembly
Cellular component (GO): nucleosome
Molecular function (GO): DNA binding; protein heterodimerization activity; structural constituent of chromatin
Source: RefSeq, a predicted model, not a curated record
AUGGCCCCAAAAGCUGCUGAAAAAAAGCCCAGCACCGGCGGAAAAGCACCCGCUGGUGGCAAGGCCCCCGCCGAAAAGAAGGAGGCGGGCAAAAAGACGGCGGCUUCUGGUGAAAAGAAGAAGCGAACCAAGGCUCGGAAAGAGACCUACUCUUCCUACAUCUAUAAAGUCCUCAAGCAGGUCCAUCCUGACACCGGAAUCUCGAAUCGUGCCAUGUCUAUCCUUAACUCUUUCGUCAAUGAUAUCUUCGAGCGCGUCGCCACAGAGGCUUCAAAACUUGCCGCGUACAAUAAAAAAUCGACCAUUUCCUCUCGGGAAAUACAGACAUCUGUGCGUUUGAUUUUGCCCGGCGAAUUAGCCAAACAUGCCGUUUCCGAAGGAACGAAAGCGGUGACCAAAUACUCGUCAUCUGCCAAAUAG